AUGAACAAACUCGAAUCCUGCUCUAUUUUGGAGUCGUUGUCAAGAAAAAAGCUUCUGUCCGUUUUCAACUUAAACUUAAUUGAUCCAUCUUCAGGUUCUGGUUGGUCGUCCUUAUCUCACAACUCUGAAUCAGAGGCGGAUUUGCAGGUUCUGAUGGAUCUGGGGAAGAGGAAGAGGAUGAUAUCGAAUCGCAAGGUAGCAAGGCGACGUCGGAUGAGAAUAAGAAUGCCGAAGCAUUUGGACGAUCUGGGGGCUCAAGUGGCUCAGCUCGAGAAAGAGCCUCGGCAAAUUCUCACAAGCGCCAAUCGCAGCCCAGAACAUCACUCCAGCGUUCACCAUGAAAUCUCUGCUCUUCGAGCUCAAGUCAGUGAUCUGUGCACCAAGGUCGAAUCUCUCAACAAAAGAAUCAAUCACUUGACUGCCACCAACAAUGCGGCUUCUGCAAAGCCCUUCUAUGACCACUUUGACUUCAAUUCACUUCCUGCAAACUUGUUCCCAGAUGAUUCCGCUCUAGAUCAGCUUGUUCCCAGAUGA
Molecule: messenger RNA, 534 nt
Organism: Neltuma alba
Lineage: Eukaryota; Viridiplantae; Streptophyta; Magnoliopsida; Fabales; Fabaceae
Exons: 1
Coding region: 1-534 (177 amino acids)
Biological process (GO): positive regulation of DNA-templated transcription
Cellular component (GO): nucleus
Molecular function (GO): DNA-binding transcription factor activity; transcription cis-regulatory region binding
Source: RefSeq, a predicted model, not a curated record